AGCAAAUAAAGGCUAACAACCAAAUUACUUAGUGAUCAAGCAUUCACUAAUUCGAAGAGCCCAACAUCACUCACCCCUUAUGACAACCUUGGCGUUCUCAGCAGCAUCAUCCAACCGGUGUAUCAGCAUUUGGACCCCAGCUGCUUGUCUCUUCUUAUAUAUCCUUCGGGGCCAAUACCUGCAUGAGGCACUGAGGGAUUAAGCAUUCACUAAUUCGAAGACCCCAACAGGAGACCGCGAGCAGAGCGAGAUCGAAAUGCGGAAAGCCAGAGAGGAUCUCGAGCGUCGGAUUCAGGACGAUCAGGUCGCGAGGGAGAUCAUGAGGAUUCCGGAGGAGGAGUGGGAGGAGUCCGGCGAAUUCUUCUCCAAGCCGUUCGGCGAAGGAUCAUCCUCGUCGUCAGCGUCGGCGAAGAGCGUCGAGGGCGAGAGCGUAUUCAGGCUAUACUUCAAGGGUUUGGUGAGCGAGGAAAGGGUUGGGAAGGAGAGGGCGGCACUGGCAGGAAUUGGGGUGGCGCUGUGCGAUCCAAGGGACAAUUUGUUGUUCGAGGUCAGGAAGCCGCUGAUUGGGAGCGGGACGAGCAGCAGUGGGGCCCAGCUGAAGGCCUUGAUCGAAGGGCUGAAUGCUGCUCUUGCUUUGGAUUUGAAGCGCCUCACCUUCUUCUGUGAGAAUCGCCACAUUUUCCAGUUUAUAACUGGUAAAUGGACAGCAAAGCAGCGCAAGGUAGCAAUGCUUGUCAGUCAGGUUAAGAGCCUUCAAGCAAAGUUUGCAGUUUGCAACCCAAUGCUUGUGCCCCGAUUUGAUAUUAAAUUUGCAUUUAAACUAGCAAGAGAUGCAAUAGAUUCUCAGUCUCAGACUAAUCAGUCUGCACAAUCUAUCACUUCCAAGAAUGUGAAUGAGACUUGCGUGAUAUGUUUGGAAGCUACUGAUGUUAACCAAAUGUUUUCGGUUGAUGGCUGCCUGCAUCGGUAUUGCUUUUCUUGUAUGAAGCAACAUGUAGAGGUGAAGUUGCUUCAUGGGAUGAUUCCUAGAUGCCCUCAUGAAGACUGUAAGUCUGAUCUUACUGUUGAUAGUUGUGCAAAAUUCUUGACACCGAAACAUGUGGAGACCAUGCGCCAACGCAUAAAGGAAGCUUCAAUUCCUGCCACAGAGAAAGUUUAUUGCCCGUACCCAAGGUGCUCCGCUUUAAUGUCAAAACAUGAACUUUUACAAGACGUGAAAUCGCGGGAUGUGGAAUUAUCAGGAGUUCGAAAAUGCUUGAAAUGUCAGUGCCUUUUUUGUAUCAACUGUAAAGUCCCUUGGCACAGAAACAGAACAUGCACCGACUACAAAAGGUUGACUCCUCAUCCCUCAGAAGAUACAAAGCUAAAGUCUCUUGCCUCAACGAAUCUGUGGCGCCAGUGUGUGAAGUGCAACCAUAUGAUUGAACUUGCUGAAGGUUGCUACCACAUGACUUGCAGGUGCGGGCAUGAGUUUUGUUAUAAUUGUGGAGGCGAGUGGAAAGACAAAAAGGCAACAUGCUCAUGCCCACUAUGGGAUGAGGGUAAUAUUUUGUAUGAUGAAGAUGAUGAAGAUUUUGAUUUUGAUGAAGAGGAUGUGUUAGAGUCAGAUUCUGAGAGACAUGCUCCUUGGUUUUGCUAUGACUGUGGACAGUCUACGGACUACAUGGGAGCAUGUUUAUGCCCAGUUUUGUUUGAAGAUGAUAUCUUGUUUGACGGAGAUAGUGAUACUCAGGAGUUGAAGAAAGAUGAAUAUGAAGGUGAAGUUGAGGAUGAAGGCCUAGAAGAAGACGGAUAUGAAGAUGAAAGUGGGCAGGAGGUUCAGGAAGAGAAGCAUAUCUUGCCUGCUGAAGAUGGUAGAGAUCUUGAUGAAGAAUACGAGGAAGAUGAGGAAUUCUGUGACUCUGACUGCGAAUGCUAUGAAGAUGAGGUUCAUGAGAAAGAGGUUCGAGAGGAUGUUCAGGAUGAAUGGUUGGAGCAAGGGCAGGAAGAUGAGAACUUCUAUGCGGAAAAUGAUAUAGAUUUUGGUGACGAAUAUGAGGAAGAUGAAGAGGAGUACUGGGACUCUGACUAUGAAUAUGAAGAGGAAGGAUUUGAAGAUGAAAGCGGGGAGGAGGAGGUUCAGGAAGAGAAUAAUAUCUUGCCUGCUGAAGAUGGUAGAGAUCUUGAUGAAGAAUGUGUGGAGGAUGAGGAGUUCUGUGACUCUGACUGCGAAUGCUAUGAAGAUGAAGUUCAUGAGAAAGAGGUUCGAGAGGACGUUCAGGAUGAAUGGUUGGAGCAAGGUCAGGAAGUUGAGAACUUUUAUGCGGAAAAUGAUACUGAUUUUGGUGACGGAUAUGAGGAAGAUGAAGAGUACUGUGACUUUGGCUGCGACCGCGACAGUGACUGCUACGACUCUAACUCAGAUUAUUACUGAUGAACAAAAAUAUGGCUGGUAUUCUUUGUACGAAGUAACCUGCAGAAGGGGCAAAAAAAUGGUGUUUGAAGUAUCAACAAAUUAUUUCUUUUUGUUCUCAAUUGCUUGUCCAUGAGGGUUUCUGUUUGAUCCGUCCGGUUUGACUUGUUUUAGUACAUAAGAGAGGGAGGAAAUGGUCGAAUGAGGACCCUCUCCGGAUCCUCUUUGUGAGAAUCCUAAGGAUCUUCAAAUCGUGUUCGUUUAUCGUAUAUCGUGCGGUCAGUUUUCAUCAGGUAUUAUUCAUAUUUAAUUAUAAAUAAAAGUAUUUAAAAUGAUU
This is a messenger RNA of Malus domestica (apple), 2729 nucleotides long. RefSeq lists its product as uncharacterized. Lineage: Eukaryota; Viridiplantae; Streptophyta; Magnoliopsida; Rosales; Rosaceae. Gene Ontology annotation, cellular component: ubiquitin ligase complex; cytoplasm. Gene Ontology annotation, biological process: protein polyubiquitination; positive regulation of proteasomal ubiquitin-dependent protein catabolic process; ubiquitin-dependent protein catabolic process. The record is from RefSeq and is a predicted model, not a curated record. Gene Ontology annotation, molecular function: zinc ion binding; ubiquitin conjugating enzyme binding; RNA-DNA hybrid ribonuclease activity.